Messenger RNA from Protopolystoma xenopodis, 1998 nucleotides. The record is from the annotation of a GenBank genome assembly. Lineage: Eukaryota; Metazoa; Platyhelminthes; Monogenea; Polystomatidea; Polystomatidae.
GGCGGUAACGUUUUGGGUCUUGAUCCGAUCACUGGAGUUGCCGUUGAAGAUGGCGGCUCUGUCGUCAGCCACGGCAGGAUUAUGACCAUUGGGGAUGGCAGAGACUCAAAUAUAUAUUCUGGCUCGGAUUCUGCUCUAAAUCGGGUGGCUAAAAAGCCUCUAUCCUUUACGAUGGCUCCUGAGAAGCAGCUUACUGAUAGUUUUGGACCCUGUGAGAGUUGUGACCUCGACACGACUCCUGAUUUAGGCUUGCCGUCAAUUCGCUCCAGAAGCUUAGCCAAAUCCGAGCCUACUGCAACUAUAAAUGCUACGGAUGCUGCAAAAUCUGCUACAGAGACCGAUUUUGAUGAACAAUUUUGGGCAAGUGCGGAAAGAGUGUACCAGAUGAAUAAUGAUGGUGACAAAAUAAACUUAAAUGGCCAUACACUGUUACAUAAUAGUGACUGUCAAACUGAUUCAAUUUUGCCCGUUACAGAUUUUGGGGAUAUUGUAUUCACUACAAGGCAUGAGCUUAUAAAAUGUACCAAUCCUGAAAUUGAAGAGACAAUAGGAGAUUAUAUUGGGCCUGAAAAUGCAGCAAAACCGGAAUCCGAUUACAGCCAAGCUUUACUCCUGAACAAUGCUCAGCAUGUAGAAAGCUUAAGAAAUGGUGGACUGGACAAUAACACUGCUAUGCAUGAACUGGCAUCUCCUGUUCACCAAAACACCACAGCUGGCAUCAGCGACUCCUUUAGAUUGCCUACUCCACCUCCCUCUCUCUUAUUUCCAUCUAUUUGCUGUUGUGCUACUUCCACCUUAACAUCUACCCAAACUUCACCAACCUCAUCAACUAGUUUGCUCCGCCCCCUUGACUAUAUGCCUUCUGCUGAAUUGGCGAACACUACUAUCGGGACACCAAUCAGCCCUCGAUCCACUCAGGCCGCACAGCAGAUCGUCGAAUCUGAACUCUCACCGGCCGACAGUAGUUUUGAUUAUGGCUACACCGGCGCCAGGAUUUCUGGUACAUUGACUGAUGUUUACAGCCCUGUGCUUGAUAGUCACCCGAUUCCCCCGUGUUCGAUUGCUAGCUCGAUGCUGAGGUCAUCUGACGUACAUCUGUCCAAUUUACAAUCAGUUUGCGAAGCGCAGUCAUUGCAGCCAACACUGAUGAAUACCUUUUCUAGCUUAGAAGAGGAGGCCAAAGUCCGUUUGCGUCAAGAUGGAGGUAAACUAAAUUCACUUGUUCUCUGCGCUAACGAAGAUGAUACUCAACCAGGAGCAAAGCCGUUAGGCAGAGGGCCGAUCGGAGUACCAAUUCGACGUCCGGUGCUCCAGCGUUGGCUGGAUGGAACAAGCUAUCAGUAUUCUCAUCCUAAUAUCAACUGCUCCGAAGUUAUCGACUGCCAUUCCGGAACUUCGCAAGAUACUUUACCUUCCAGACUCAGGGAGCCAAAAGAGAAUGGGCCGAACUCCAUAAGUGUGGCCAGCCAAACUCUUCCAUUUGAAACUAAGGAACGUUCUUCACAAGCGAUGAGACAUCUCCUUUUGGGUGUAGAAUAUAGUCGGAAAGAAGAGGGUAUGAUACAUGUGCACACAGACGAGGGUCAAGGGCAACAUAUCCGGCGCCUCUCGACCAAUGGGACUGGCAUCAGCCUCCUGGCCACUUCUGAUACUCUCGGUGCACCCAGCCCCACCUCAGAUCUAUUAGAAGUUUCUCAAGCCAAUUGCAAUGAAACUUGCCGAGCCUAUCUUAGCCCAAUUAAUACCAGUGACUCUUUUGUGAACUCAACGGCCGAAAAGAAAAUAGCUCUAGGUUGCAUGGUAACUGCGCCGUCACAAGAACCCAAGGCAGAUUCUGUCCGCCCUAUGACAGGCAUUAAGAGUCGGUCACAGUCGAUAAAUAAUCUAGCCUCUGAGCAGCAAGGAAAGGCGGAGUCCAGUGGUUUAGCGUCGAAGUCUGGCUCUUUGGCUAGUUUGCGCAAAGAUCUGUCUGAAUCUGACGUACACCGGGAAGUAUAA